UGUAGUUUAGGUGUGUCCAUCAAGAUGAACCUGCUGUUGUUUAGUCCUGCUGUACUUAUGCUGUUAAUGGUCAGAUUUGGGACACUGAAAACCAUCUGGUACCUCACUAUAUGUGCUGUUCCUCAGGUUGUGCUGGCAGUUCCAUUCCUGCUAGAGAACCCUGUAGGAUACAUACUGAUGUCGUUUAACUUUGGUCGUCAAUUUUUUUACGUCUGGACCGUUAAUUGGCGACUGAUUCCUGAGGAGAUUUUCCUCAGUAAAUAUUUCCAGUCAGCUCUCCUCAUCUCACACAUCACAAUUCUCAUCUUGUUUUUCUUAUUUAAAUGGAGGAGGUUAUAUCCAGGAGCCAACUUUAGCCUCUGGAUGAAAGAAUCCAACACAACACUCUCUCCAAAUCAGAUAUUACUUCCCCUGUUCACAGCUAAUCUGAUAGGGAUGAGUUUUAGUCGGUCCCUCCAUUAUCAGUUCUAUGUCUGGUAUUUCCACACCCUUCAUUAUCUUCUCUGGUCCACUUCACAGCCUUCUAUUGUCAAUAUUCUGGUAUUAGGUGUGAUAGAGCUGUGUUGGAAUACGUAUCCUUCCACUGUGUUAAGUAGUUCCUUGUUACAUGUGUGUCAUGCUGUUAUGUUAUAUGGACUUUGGUUUUCUCCAGACUACACACCAAAGGACAAAAAACUGACAACUGCUAAAGUGAACUGAUGAAGGGAGUUGUGCAAUGAUAUACAUUAUAAUAAGAUUUACUAGUAUGUUAAAUAGAAUGUGUUCAGAUGUGCCAAGUAUUAAAUAACUUCACAUUAAAUUAUUAC
Molecule: messenger RNA, 806 nt
Organism: Saccostrea cuccullata (small rock oyster)
Lineage: Eukaryota; Metazoa; Mollusca; Bivalvia; Ostreida; Ostreidae
Product: dol-P-Man:Man(5)GlcNAc(2)-PP-Dol alpha-1,3-mannosyltransferase-like
Exons: 5
Coding region: 25-699 (224 amino acids)
Cellular component (GO): endoplasmic reticulum
Molecular function (GO): dol-P-Man:Man(5)GlcNAc(2)-PP-Dol alpha-1,3-mannosyltransferase activity
Source: RefSeq, a predicted model, not a curated record